AGAGCAGGGAUUACACAUUGUGAGAACCACGCGCAUUCGCUUCUGCUAUUGUGGUGACUGAAUUGCUUUCCAGUACCAGGGCAUUUAGUUAAGCAGAUUGUGUUUCUUUACACCCCUGCGAUGAUCUCUCUUGACGGCGGUUGGUGACAAGUGGCUUGGGGACGGCAGCAUCACAUAAACAGAGACAUGAACAUGCAUACAAACCACAUCAUAACGAGAUGGGAUACAGCAUUACCGGGAUCAUGAGCUGUGCUGCUGAAUGAAGAAUUGGUAACACUGGGCCAGUGAAACCUCCAUCCUCCAUCCACUAACCAUGAGAAGAGCAGAGGAAAUGCACGGAUGGACAGUAAAAAUGAGCAUGCCGAGUGUUUUGGCCAUGGUUACGGUCUUUUCUAUGUUUCCUGGCGGGGUGCUGAGCGAUAUGAGAGGUACUCAGGGUCUGGAAGCCCAACAAUUGGCCCAAGGGUCCACUCAUCUGCACCGUCGCCUGAAGAGAGGCUGGAUCUGGAAACAGCUGUUUGUCCCGGAGGAAGAUCCCACUCCUCGCGUUAUUGGCCAGCUCAAAUCCGACUAUGACCGAGGCGAGUUUUCCAUCAAGUACAUAUUAUCAGGAGAAGGAGCUGGAGAUUUGUUUGAGAUAGAUGAGUAUUCAGGUGAGAUCCGGACACUGAAGAAGCUUGAUCGAGAGGAAAAGGCCUUCUACAUCCUUCAAGCUCAGGCUAUCAACAGGAGGACCAAUGAACCAGAGGAACCCCAGUCCGAGUUCAUCAUCAAGGUGCAGGACAUCAAUGACAAUGUCCCGCAGUUCCAGAACGAACCAUAUGUGUCCAGCAUCCCUGAGAUGUGUCCAAUCGGGACCACAGUGGCCCAGGUGACAGCCACAGAUGCUGACGAUCCCAUGUUCGGAAACAACGCCAAGCUCAUCUACUCCAUCCUGCAGGGGGAGCCCUACUUCUCUGUGGAGCCAAAGACGGGGAUCAUUGUAACAUCUUGGCCAAACAUGGACCGAGAGGCCAGAGAGCAGUACCUGGUGGUGGUGCAGGUGAAGGAUAUGCUGGGCCUCAGCGGCGGUUACUCCUCCUCCACCACCGUCACCGUCAGCCUGACUGAUGUGAAUGACAAUGGGCCCACAUUCCAACACCACCUGUACACCUUUGCCGUGCCUGAAAAUGCAGCUGUAGGCACUACAGUGGGCAGAAUUAUGGCACAGGAUGGAGACAUUGGUGUCAAUGCCAGGAUGAGCUACAAUCUGGAGGAUGACCUGGAGGAAAGCGCCACGUUUCUCAUCAAAACAGACCCAGUGACGCAGGAGGGAGUGGUUGUGCUCGCCAAGCCUUUGGACUUUGAAACUAAAAGACGUUUUGUCAUGGCCGCAGAGGCAGUCAACGAUCAGGUGGACCUUCGUUUUCUGACUCUGGAUGAGUUCAGGGACAGGACGACACUCAAGAUUGUUGUGAAGGACGUGGAUGAGCCGCCUGUCUUCCUCUCAGCGCUCUACGAGUGGAAAGUUCCUGAAAAUGCAGCUGUGGGAACCGUGGUUGGCAGCGUUAGUGCCAGAGACACUGACACAGUCAACAAUCCCAUCAGAUAUUCAAUUGACAAAAGGAGUGAUAACUCAAAAGCUUUCAAAAUAGACCCAAACAAUGGAACUAUGACUGUCGCUAGAGGUUUGGAUCGAGAGACUGCAAACUGGCACAAUGUGACUGUUGAAGCCAGGGAAACAACACAGACCCAUUUAUCCUCCUCUGUGGUGGUGUUCAUCAAAGUGCUGGACAUAAACGACAAUGUGCCAAGGCUUGCAAGAGAUUACCAGCCAUAUAUCUGUGAGGGAACACAGGCGGGAGAACUCAUUCAGCUGCUCAGUGCUGUUGAUCCAGACGACCCCGUGGAGGGACACCACUUCUACUUCUCUAUGGUCUCCGAGAAGCACAUCAAUCCAAACUUCACUAUCAGAGACAAUCAAGACAAUACAGCCGGCAUAGUGGCACGUAGGAGUACAUUUACCCGCAAGGAUCGAACCCAGUACUUCCUGCCUGUUGUGGUGACAGACAGCGGCUCUCCAGCUCUCUCCAGCACCAGCACUCUGACCAUCAGUGUGUGCAGCUGCAAGCCUGCCGGACAUUGUCCCACAGGAGGGGUGGAGGCCCUCGCCCUGUCUAUAGGGGUCAGCCUGCAAACCUUGUUAGGGUUUCUGGUCUGCCUUGUAACGCUCACAGUGCUGUCAGUUCUAAUGCUGAUGCUGAGGAGGCACAGGCGGAAGCAGCAGGAGGGACUGGAGGUGGAGGUAAAAGAGCUGGAGCUGCCUGAGACGGUGUCGCAGAAGGUGCUGUAUUACGGAGAAUCUGGGGGUGGGAGAGCAGACCUAGACUUCUGCCAGCCUGCCAUCCCACUGCGCCACCACCCCAGGAGGAGGGAGAGGAAGCUGCGGAGGGAGGACGUCAGGGCCAGUAUAAGGAUGUCCCUCAGAGAGUCCCACCUCAUCGGGCCGGAUGAUGAGGUCUUUAGGCAGUUUAUUCUGGACAGGCUGGCAGAGGCAGAUGAGGAUCCUUACGUUCCCCCAUUUGACUGCCUAAGAACCUAUGCAUAUGAGGGGUCGGGGUCUCCUACAGGGUCCCUGAGCUCACUGGAGUCAAUCACUUUGGAGCAACCUGUUUGUAAUCCCAGACCUUACGUGGUUAGACUCACCCCUUGGUAUGGGGGAGGAGAGGAAGACACCACCUUCUGAGGGGCUCUUCUUCUUCUCCUUUUUAAAUGGCUGUUUUUCCAAUGUUUGCAUGAUGAACCAGUUUAGUGCAUUUCCAGUGAAUACUUUUCAGUGACAUCAAGAUGGAAAACAAAUGUUUAUAGGAAAGGUUCAACAUUUAGAAAAUACACUUAAUCCCCCUUCUGCCCAGACUUAGAUGAGAUGAUUGAUAGCACUCUCAUGCUUGUACAGUAAACAUAAAGCUACAGCAGCCUGUUAGCUUAGUUGAGCUUGACAUAAAGACUGGGAACAGGGUACAACAGCAAGCCUGACUCUUUUUUUAGACACUUUAGAGGUGCCAGUAGGCCGACUUUCUUAUUUCCUUCUUUCUAGCUGUUUCCCCUUUUUUCCGGUGUUUAUGCACAGCUAACUGGCUCGCGCGGUUCAUAUUUAGCAUACAGACAUGAGAGUGGUGUGAGUUUUCUCAUGUUAAUCUCCGUGAGAAAGCAAAAAUCAUUUCACAAUAUGUCAAACUAAAAUCAACCCUUUUAUAAUUUCACAUCUUGUGUAUAUCUGGACCCAUUUGUGUUUGCUGUAUUUUCUUUUUUUCUCUGUGUAUGUGACCCAAUCACCAGAAAAAAAUGUUGGCAUGGUAUAUUUCUGCAAACCACGGAUACAUUACAUUUUCACACUACAGUGUAGCAAAUGCAUUGUAACAAGUUAAAAUGCAUUUACUGCACAAUGUACAGCGAUGUCUCUGUAAAAAACAUCCGCUCUACUUGACACUAUCCAAGUUGAAACACAACACUGGGUCACCUUGUUGUUUGGUGGUCCCAAACAGUGAUCUACACUGCAGCUGGGCAGGUGUCUUGCUUAGAUGACAUACCAUCCACAGUUCCCUCUAACCUCUAAUGACAAAGUCAGCUCAUAAACUAUAUUACUUGAGAAAUGUUGAUAUUAUUGGUGUGAAAUAUACAAAUAUAAUGCAUCCGUGGUUUGUAGAAACGUACAAUGCCAACAUUUUCCUCUGGUGACCGGGCUGGUGUAUAACUCUUCAAACAUGGAUCACCUUCAUGUUAUAGCUACAAAGACAUUGAGAGCAGUUACGACUCUGUGUGUGUCUAACACGAAUGGAAAUGUUAGACCUUGUCUCAGUGGCUUAAACUCAAAGGGCAGAGGGUUUCUCUUAGAUAUUCAUGAGGCUGCUCUGACCAGAAAAAUCUAAACCAUUGGCUAUUUGUAUGAAUGCUAAAAAACAUACUUCUGUUUUUCCUGACAAGCAACUUCUUGUGGUUGUGCAAAUAACGAUGCUCCUUUUUGAGAAGCAAAGGUGAGAUUAACAUUUAAACAUGUUGCCUGUACAAAGAAUGUGACUCAAACUCCAGAAACUGCAGUUUGAAUCCUUUCUUCUACUUUAAGUCAAAGUUUGUUUGGUUCAAAUUCACCCGUGGCCCCUCCCUAACCUUGAAGCUGCAUUCAUUUAUUGGAGCAAGCUGAAGACACACUGUUAUCUGAAAAAUAAAGUCGUUUUGGCGAACGAAUUGGUGAACAUUUUUACACAUGAAUGUAGUCAUAGUCCAAUAUUCGCUCAUCUUCUAUCUCCAUUCUUGUCUCCACCAACCCCUGAAAAAAGUUAUAUGGCUUCGUAGCUGGUAGCUGUGGCACUAUAUUUAGCUAUAGGCUUUGUCUGUUGUGUUGUGCUGUGCAGGUAGCACACAGUGGGUUUACUCAGUAGGUAAUUUGUUCAUUUUUAAGAGGGGAGGACUGACCCGGUUUGUUUUGUUCAUUUGAUUGGCUGGGUAGCAUCACAUGAGAUGAUUUAAUAUGCCCUUAGAAUGGGAACACUCCGUCAAUAAUUCUCAAUAAAUUAUUGGCUAUAUGGGUCCGUACCAGGAGUAUGGAGAAAGAUGGCAGUUUAAUAAGGGGGAAUCAUUUUGGUCAUUUCACUAACAAAGGGAUAGCGUCCCCCUCGUUCUACUGGGGGUUUUUUUUGUUGUUGCUGAAAACAGCUGCCUGCUGCAGCUGGAAAAUAAGCUGUUGUCUUUGCUGGCUGGAAAACCAAAACAAAUGCUUUAAGAUGAGGGGAAAUGCAAAUUUGAUGACAAGUCUUUGUUGGUUCAUCACUAAAAGCAACCCCUCAACAUUGCACAUCAACCUGUUUCUUUCCCAGAUUGUCAAAUACAAAUGCUUUGUCACACCCCUGGGCAUCUCAUUGCGAGGCACAGGACACCCUUUAGCUUAUCUGUGUGAUGCAGAGCUGAAACACAUUGUAACAUGUGAUUAAUGUUGUGAAACAGUCACAGCUAGUUUUAGACAAUGGAACUACUUGGUUAGGUUCGGUGAAAAGAUCAUGUUUUGGGUUAAAAUAAGUACAUUUGUUAAAAAUGUAAUGAGAUAAAAAUAAAUCGUGUGACUGACCUCAGUGCUUCACGACCCUAAGUAGAUUACAUGAUGUUACAUUUGAACAGCAGUGACUUUUGGUUUCAUGAGGGACACAAACUGCUGUCUCCUGGAUGAAAGUCUGGCUUUAUUUGACUCUUCCAUGUAACCCUCCUACCGCCCUAUGUGGACUUUCUUGCUCCUAAUACUAUUCUAGUCACUCUCAGCGUCAAGUAUUGUAGCAAAUGGGUUUACACUGGGGUCAGCUGACAGCCCGGUGCGUCUCAUUAAGACGCUAAAGGCUGCCUUUAGCAUCAAUAUCACACAUCAAGGGGUGUGACAAAGGGUUGUGGGUCACUGCUGGGUCUGAACCCCAAGGGAUGGAGAGAGAUGGCAAUUUAACAUGGCGGGUGAAUUUUGGUCAUUUUGCUAAUAAGAGGGAGUGUUGGCCUUCCUCGUUUCCUCUCAAAUCGCCUACUGGGUCCAGUAGAAUUUUUGCUGAAAACAGCUUCCUGCUGCAGCUGGAAAAUAAGCUGUUGAGGGCAGUCUGUUGGCUGGAAAACCAAAACAGUGACUUUAAAGAUGAGGGGAAAUGGAAAUCUGGUGACAGCUCUGUUGGUUCAUCAGUACAAGCGACCCAAUCCAACAUUGCACAUGGUCAUUUGAUCCAUUGUUACUAUUAAAUGGCUCAUUUUAACCAAACUUUAACUCAAAAAGGUGGCAGAUCAGAAAUUGUACGAUUGAUUUAUGAAUCUGUCACAUGGGUGGAUUUUUAUGGGCAUUGACAAACAACCUGUUUUGUUGUUAAGGUACUGCGCAACAAUGUAAAGCAUGGCCUAUAAUGUGAUCCAGCCAUAAGACAGGUUACUGUAUGCAAACCUUGACUGUCUCUUGACUGUAUGAUCUCUUGCUUUCUUUUAUUUACAGCUGUGCACUUUGGCAGAUGUUUGUAACUCACAAUCUUAAGCAGAAAAGCAUCUUGGGAGAGGGGGGAAUGGGUACAUCAGAAAGGUAAAGCACAUCAUUAAAAGAUAAAUGCACUGAUGUAAUGAGCAGGGUGAGAGUAUGCAAGGGGAGUCUCUUAAAGAGGGCACCAUUGUGAUUCAUGCUUUUUUUAUUACAGCGUGACAUUAUUACCCUCAUUCUUUAAUACCCACAGUAUUACUGACCUGUUAAAUUUACAUUUCUGAUACUACCGUAUUUGUAAUAUUCACUUCUUAUCAUGUUUUAUGUAACAGUUUUUACUGUACAGUAUUUGUAUUUUACAUUAUGAAAUCAUAUAAAUUAAUGUAUACUUCCCUUGGGUUUAUGUAUGGCAACAUUAUUUUCUAAAUAGAGAUUUUGUUUCCUGGUUAGCCUGUUUCUCACAGAAGUGAAUUUCACUUACAGAAGAGUAUCCAUUAAAUAUGAACUGUUUAACAUGUAUUAUGCUGUAUGAUAUGACUCUCUGCUUUUUGUCGAGUCACGAGAGAGCAGAUCACACUACUCGUGUAAGCCAACCGGCAGCGGAGAGCAGAGCGGCAUGGG
Messenger RNA from Epinephelus fuscoguttatus (brown-marbled grouper), 6589 nucleotides. It is a transcript of the gene cdh19, whose product is annotated as cadherin 19, type 2. The record is from RefSeq and is a predicted model, not a curated record. The transcript has 12 exons. Gene Ontology annotation, cellular component: catenin complex; plasma membrane; adherens junction. Gene Ontology annotation, biological process: adherens junction organization; homophilic cell-cell adhesion; multicellular organism development. Gene Ontology annotation, molecular function: cadherin binding; calcium ion binding. NCBI's taxonomy places the organism in Eukaryota, Metazoa, Chordata, Actinopteri, Perciformes, Serranidae. Bases 314 to 2725 code for a protein of 803 amino acids.